CUUUCAAAACUAUACAGUACAUCCAGCCGUCUGGCGCUGUACCGAAACGUUCAUUCCUCGUGUCUAAUUUCUUUCUUUUUCUUCAGAACUGAAAACAAAAAAAUAAAACCAUAAGACUUUCAGUCACAAGUUAUGGAGUUGUUAAAUAUCUCAUCAUCAGCAAGCUCAGCUCAAGCAUUCUUUGAGAAAUAUGAUUGGAGAGAAGUUCAGGAACUGCUCAGUCUCACCUCGUGCACCUGGUUCCUGGGUGGAGAUGAUCUCGUCCAGCAUGUAGACCCUCCACCUGGAAUGAUCAGACAAAUCCAAGAUGUAUUUCACCCCAAUGCUCUCAUCCUGGCCCCAUGUGACACUGGGGUGUGUAUGGAUUACAGAGUGGUCCAUCAGAUAAUCCGAGAACUCACUGUUGGAAUAUACUGCUUCAACCAAGUGCCGUCCAUCAGCCUGGAGCCCAACCCCGAUCGGAGCUCUGCGUGUCACCUGACCCCGGCCUACUGCGACACCAAAGUUGGGCAGAUUCUCCUAAACAUUGAUUACACCAUGAAGGCCCUAUGGCAUGGAGCAUACAUUCCUAAAGAAAAGCGGCCGAUGUUCCUGGAGCUUUGGAGGUCGAGCAUGAGUGUGGAUUCCAGCAAAGUUCCUCAGGCUGAAGAAGACAAGCUUACUGAGUUUCUCACAGCAGGUCUAAUGGACAUUUCUGAUGACCCGUGUUACCAGGGCAUAUACGACGAAGAAAAACACAACUCUGACCCAACUUAUGACCCCAACAGUGCAGAGGAGCAGAAGCUCUUCUCUCAGUAUGCUGAAAACAUCUUGCUGAAGAUCACCUCAUACCUGACCUCGGUCCAUCAGCACGAGAACCUCUUCACCUUUGAGGGCACACACAGUCUGUCUAAUGUGGUGCGGCUGACAGAGGACGGUCUGGAACUGGGCACGUACCAGCGUCUGCAGCAGAGGCUCUCUCAACACGUGAGGCUGGUAAAGAAACGCCUUGGAUGCAAAGUGGAUCUGGCCCGGGACCUGGCCUACCUAAAGCUCAUCAGCUUCCUUGUGCCUUUUUUCAUCGCCCUGAGGAAGAAGAUGAGGAUUCCAGACCUGUCUCAAAUGGUCCUGCCUAUUUCAGGUGACACGCUGAAAACCGAGCGAGAGCUACCACCUCUUCUCCUUGGACAAAGAUUUUCCUGUAAGCACUUUCCGUUCAAGCCGAACAAGCAUUUUCAUCUUCACGGUGAGAUCGAGGUUGAUGUAGGCACUCCUGAGCUGAAAGACAUCACUGAGGGCAUGAGGGCUGCUUUCAUAACUCUGCAAAACCACGGAGUAGGCUAUUUAAAUGACCUGCUUCGGCAAGACCCCACCUACAAGGAGAACUUUCCUAUCCCCGUCAGUGAGAUCGAUGGAAAAUGCUAUAGUGUGAUCUCUAUUGCACUGGCAUCCUUCUAUCCACAACCUAACACCGUGCAGUGGUGGGAAGCCAUGAACAAGGCCAUCAAACUUGCACAGGAACAGAGACUGCCGCUAACCGACUUUCAGCUUCAUGAGCAAUUUAAGAAAACGUUUGGUUACGACAAAGCCAUACAGUGCAAGAACGUACUGUUUGGACUGCGUGCAGCUGCAGAGCGAGGCCUCUCUGCCGUUUUUCACACCCUGAGCAGUAAAACCCCCCCUGGCCACCUGGGGGCGCUGGACGAACAAGGAUACUCUUUAGUCCACCAUGCUGCCAUGUAUAACCAGCCGCACAUCAUCUACCAGUUGGCUGCUGCCGGAAUUAACCUUAACCAGACAUGCGUCGGGAGGUCCAUCUGCUCCAGACUCACGCCGCUCCACCUGGCCGCUCAGUGCGGCUCUCUCGAGGCGCUUAACUGUCUGAUCGCUCUGCGAGCCGACUGCACACUCGUGGACAGGAGAGGCUGGCUGGCUGUACACUUCUCAGCCUUUUAUGGACAGGUCUCCUGUCUCCGGGCCCUGUGCAGAAAAGAUCCCAGCUUGCUGGAUGGAUACACGUCUGCAGAGUAUUGUGGCACGCCCCUCUUACUCUCAGCCAUGUCAGGAUCUCUUGAGGCACUGGACUACCUGCUGUCCAAUGGGGCAAACUGGAGAACGACAGACAGCGAGGGCAAUAACGUGGUCCAGCUGGCAGCUCUUUACUUUCACACUGACAUCCUCAGGCGCCUCAUUCAGCUGAAUCUAGAUGACCUUCCUGUGUGGAGGAUUCUUGUUGAGAUGUUACAGAGCAAAGAGAACAAGAGGUUAGAGAUGGCUGUCAGAUGCAUCGAGGCUCUCUGUGUGAACGCUGACCCCUUCUGGAAGGAGAUCAUGGAUUCAGGUGGGAUCCCAGUAUUAAUGGACAUUUUGCUCAACGAGAGGCCGUUGUUCCAGCGCAUGGCAGCGGCCGUUUUGUGUCACAUGACAAAGAACCUUCCGGUUUGUGAGGAGCUGGUGCGCUUUGGUGGCGUCCAGGUGCUUAUCAAACACCUCAGCAACCACGAUCCAGAACUUCAGUCGCGCUGCACCGUUAUCCUGACAGACCUGGCUGGUCACAGCGGGACGUAUCAGACUCAAAUCUCUGAGCUUGAUGGGGUUGCCCCUGUGGUUCAGCUGCUGACCUCUGACCUCCAGGACGUGCUGCUGAAUGCUGUCAGGUGUAUCCGGGUGCUUUGUGUUGCUUGUCCGCAAAACCAGACCAUGAUGGCAAAUUGUGGAGCCAUCCAACAGCUGGUGGAUUUACUCACCGUGAACUCUGAUCUACUUCAAGGAGAAGUGUGUCUGGCUCUGGCUGAGCUGGCCCACGGCCACAGGGAGAACCAAGACCUGAUUUGUGGUGCCUCUGCCGUGACCUAUGUGGUGCAGAUCCUGAGCUCUAGAAAAAUCUCGCUCCAGGUGAAAGCUGCCAAAGCGCUAGAAGCCAUAGUGCACCAAAACCCUGCCAUACAGGAACAAUUCCUUAACAAAUCUACCACCAGGCAUCUUCUACACCUCCUAAAGGUUUUCGAUCAGAAGGUGAGGGAACAGGGUGCGACGGCUCUCUGGGCCUUAGCGGGACGAACCCGGAAGCAGCAGAAGCACAUAGCCGAGCUCAUCAGCUACCGUUUCAUCCUGGAUCUGCUCCUGUCUACGUCGGAUAAAAUGCAAUACGUAGGAUGCCAGGCGGUGAUAGCGCUUAGCCGAGACUGCCACGCCCACCAGUACGGACUGUGUAAGGAGAACGGCGUGCCACCAUUGGUUCGGUUGCUGCGUGGAUCCCGGACUACCGAGAGAACGCUGCUUGCCGUAAUCGCCGCGCUUGGGACCUUGUGCAUCGGUGUGGCACAGAAGAACAACAAAAACAGCCAAAAUGUGAUCUAUGAGGAAAAAGCUAUUCCGACCUUGUUAGAGCUUCUCCGAAACCACAAAUCUCUCCAGGUCAAGGUCCAGGUCUCUCAGACUCUCGCUUGCAUCUUGAUGGGCAACCAGCAGCUCCAGACGGUCUUUUGGGAGCAGGAAGACUUCUCCUACGACAUCAUUCAGGAGCUGCUACAAGCUGAAGACAGAAGCAUCCGUCUGGAAGCAGGCCACGCCCUGGCGCUGUUUGCAUACAACAAUCCGAAGCAGCAAGCGGUUAUUAAGAAAAAGGGAGGCGUUCCAGUCCAAACAUUCGAGACCUUUUUGUUUUCAAAUGAUGAAACCGAAAGGGCCAAAGCUGCAUUUCAGAUUAUUGUGCUAGGUAAUGUGAUCACUGGCUCUGACCAAGUGACCCUGACUGCAAGGGGAGUCACAAUCCUAGUAAAAUUACUGCAAUCGGAUAAAAACUCUUCAGUGAUCGUUACAGCUCAGUUUUUAGCCAGCCUGGCCCACACCCGAGCAGGUAUCCCGGAUGGCAUUGUGACUAUGGGAGCGAUAGAGCACCUCUCCAACCACCUGUACUCCAAAGACGAGGAGGUACGCACGGCCUGCGCUAACGCCCUCGGUUACCUGAGCUUCAAUCAGUUCGCACAUCGCCUCCUGCUGGUGGAAUGCAGGAAAAAUCCACAGACGUACAAAACGCUGAGGGAGCAUUUAUCCGAGGAUGCCAAAAUAUGCCGCAAGUUCACAAAUGAGUUCAGUAGACAGAGGAAAGUGGGGCUUCCGUCACUCGAAUAUCGCACCAGAGAGGUAGAUUUUUAUCAGAAUUUGAACAAAUUUAGAUGGACUUAAUUGAAUUAAGUGGUAGCUCAUUGCUUAAGAUGUUUGACUUCUGAUCGAAAGGCCAUAAGUUUAAAUCCAUGCUAAGCUCCUGCUCCUGGGACCCCGAAUCAAGGCCCUUAACCCUCAUGUGUAUAAGGUCAUCUGCCACAUCUUAGAUGUGCCUCAACCUGUAAUGGGGUUACAGUUACCACUAUGACGUGGAUGGAUUUCCAUAAUAAAAACAGCAUGUUCUGAAGUGUUUUAUUCAUCUUUCAGAUGUUUUAAUCA
Molecule: messenger RNA, 4425 nt
Organism: Silurus meridionalis
Lineage: Eukaryota; Metazoa; Chordata; Actinopteri; Siluriformes; Siluridae
Gene: ankar
Product: ankyrin and armadillo repeat containing
Exons: 20
Coding region: 133-4167 (1344 amino acids)
Molecular function (GO): protein binding
Source: RefSeq, a predicted model, not a curated record